AUGACGGUGCAUUUUGAGAUUUCUAUGAAUUUGUACUAUAUAAUGAAUAAAAAGAAUGCUUCCAAACAAUUUGCUGAAGAAGUCUUGAAAGCACACAAUGACUACAGGAAGAAACACGGAGUCCCCCCAUUAAAACUCUGCAAGAAGUUAAACAGAGGAGCCCAACAGUAUGCAGAAGAACUGGCUACCACGAGGGUCCUCAAACACAGCUCCGAGUCUGCUAAUGGAAAAUGUGGAGAAAACCUAGCAUGGGCAUCCUAUGACCAACCAGGUAAGCUUUCUUCUCUUGUCUCACAGACACUGGAUAAAUGGCUUGUCUCAU
Messenger RNA from Pelecanus crispus (Dalmatian pelican), 322 nucleotides. Lineage: Eukaryota; Metazoa; Chordata; Aves; Pelecaniformes; Pelecanidae. The record is from RefSeq and is a predicted model, not a curated record.